This is a messenger RNA of Talaromyces marneffei, 684 nucleotides long. RefSeq lists its product as uncharacterized. Gene Ontology annotation, biological process: vesicle fusion; endoplasmic reticulum to Golgi vesicle-mediated transport. Gene Ontology annotation, molecular function: SNAP receptor activity. Gene Ontology annotation, cellular component: Golgi membrane; Golgi medial cisterna; SNARE complex. The transcript is spliced from 3 exons. Lineage: Eukaryota; Fungi; Ascomycota; Eurotiomycetes; Eurotiales; Trichocomaceae. The coding region runs from base 1 to 684 and encodes 227 amino acids. The record is from RefSeq and is a predicted model, not a curated record.
AUGGCUACAUCUACCGGCGGAGGAUGGGCCCAGUUACGCCAACAGGCUAGGUCACUCGAGACUCAGACCGAGGCCCUUUUCCACACAUAUUCCCAAUAUGCAUCAAUGUCACAAUUGCCCCCUAAACCCUCAGAGGAGGAGCAACGGAUCGAGAGUCAAAUCCAGAGUCUCCUCGAAAAGCGUGAAUCAUUAAUCGGCCAACUCACCCGCCUACUCGACUCCGAAGCCACCCUCACCUCCUCAGCCCUCAAACAAAACAAUCUCGCCCGCCACCGGGAAGUCCUAUCAGAACACCGCCGCGAACUAAACCGCCUCUCGUCCAGCAUCUCCGAAGCCCGUGACCGAGCAAAUCUUCUCUCAAACGUACGCUCCGACAUCGACGCCUACCGAUCUUCCAAUCCCCAUGCCGCAGAGGCCGAGUACAUGCUCGAAGAGCGCGGGCGCAUCGACAAUAGCCAUAACAUGAUGGACCGAGUUCUCUCGCAGGCAUAUGCUGUCAAUGAGAGCUUUGGUCUGCAACGCGAGACUCUGGCCAGCAUUAAUCGGCGUAUCGUCGGUGCUGCAGGACAGAUCCCUGGAGUCAAUUCUUUGAUCGGUAAAAUCGGUGCUAAGCGGAGACGGGACGGUAUUAUUCUCGGCUGUUUUAUCGGAUUUUGUUUUAUGAUGUUGUUGCUUUUCAGGUAG